AUAACUGUGACGACCAGCUGUCAGAUUGGCCCUUCUGUUCUGGACGUGGUGAAGAUUGAUCGUUUGCCAUUACUCUUUCACCAAUUUGAAAAGGGACGGAAAAUAAAUAAAUAAACCGCUAUCUCGCCAAACAAUCAUCCGCCAGAGACAUGCCGGAACAGAGCAACGAUUAUCGGGUGGUGGUGUUCGGUGCCGGCGGAGUUGGCAAAUCAUCGCUCGUACUCCGCUUCGUUAAGGGCACCUUCCGCGAAUCUUACAUCCCUACUGUCGAAGACACAUACCGUCAAGUGAUAACAUGCAACAAGAAUUCCAUUUGCACCCUUCAGAUCACAGACACAACGGGCUCUCAUCAAUUUCCGGCCAUGCAGCGGCUCAACAUUUCCAAAGGGCACGCCUUCAUCAUGGUUUAUUCCAUCACAUCAAGGCAGUCCCUGGAGGAGCUCAAACCCACCUGGGAAAUCAUCCGUGAAAUCAAAGGCUCGUUAGACAACGUACCUCUAAUGUUAGUUGGCAACAAAUGCGAUGAAACGGAAGCACGCGAACUGACGGCCAAGGAAGGUGAGGAACAGGCGCGACGGUGGUCAUCGCAUUUCAUGGAAACAUCAGCCAAGACCAAUUACAAUGUUAAAGAACUCUUCCAGGAGCUGUUGAGUCUGGAUAAGAAUAGAGCCAUGUCACUUCAGCCGGAUUCUAAGAACAAGGCCAGUCGUUCCGCGUCAGCUCCUCCGGGAACAUCUGGCGCAGGACCUUCGUCGGAGAAACUCAAGGACAAAUGUCGUCUAAUGUGAAUUCGCUUAAUUAUAUAAAUAUACAUAAGCUGGCUAUGUACAUCGAAGUAGUUUGGAUAGAUAACCCCAGCAUCUAUAUUAGCUAUAUCUAUAUAUAUAAUAUAUAUAUAUCUACUAUAAAGAAAAAUGUACAUGCACCGCUUCAAAAGCUAUUUAUCUUUGUGUACACUGACGAAGCCAUUUAAGUGUUUCAUGUCAUCAUCGACACUAAAUUUUUGUUCAUUUUUCUUUGUAAACAAGAAAGCUACAAAUUAUGUAGAUACCUUACUACCAUGUAACACAAUUAACUCUGGGCGCGUCAGUAGCGUAGUUCAAACAUAUAUUAUACCAUAUAUUUUUGUUUUACUCCGCUGAUUUUAUAUAAAGAUAUCUAAAUAGACAAUUAUUAUUUUAUUGAUAUAUAGGCGAUAAUAAAUGUCUAUUUGUACAUAGAAUUUUUCAAAAAACCAACAAACAUAAUGUUUCUUUUUUAACUGACUUCGCCAACCGCCGUUCAUAUUGUGCUAAUGUAAUCGGCUUGAUUUUCGAAUAUCAUUUAAUUUCUAUAUUUAGGCUACAUUUGAAUAGGUAAUACUAAUAUAAGCCAUAUAAAUCACAGGAGAUAUCGACAUUUGGAACACAUGUAUAGAGACUGCUAUAUUAGGCUGGUUAAAACAAAAGAAGAGGCUCAGUGUUUCCUUCAUUGUUCAAAUACUGUACAAGUAAAUUGGCUUUUUCACUUUGCAUUCCUCGUGUUAAUGUAUAGGAUUGAAAUUAAAACUUUUUAUUGUGAUGUGAAACACACCCGAAACGGAUGUAAUUGUAAUCAAUAUAUCCGGGCUCUAAUGAAACGAUUCCAACGCACUUAUUAAUCAAUGCUGCUGUGCGGUUAUAUGUAUAAUUUAAAUCGUGAAAAUCAUUUGUUUACUUCGACUUCCUUAUUUAAAAAAAAACAAACAAAACAAACAAAAAUACUCCCGCAAAGGAAUUCACAAAAGGGUGCAGACAAAAGAAAACGACAUUAUACAUAUAUAUACCUGGUGAAGUGUGUGUCUCUUCAUGUAAUUGUACAUCCAUUUAAAAUUCUCACUCUUUUCAUUAAAUAUUGUUCGUGUUUCUUUCCCUAAAUACGUGCAUGAAUAUGUAUUUAAGCGUCACCAAUUAUUCUUCACCGUUUUUUUUUAUUCAUUUUCAUUGAAUUCUUUAAUUCUUGUCUUAUCUUCCUCUCCUCAAUUUUUCAUGAUAAACUCUAAAUAUAUAUCAAAUACGGAUUCGAAACGAAUAUUCAAUUACCUUUUCAUCUUUAUAUCACUAUAACGCAAAAUCACAUAUACAAAUGUACCACCUGUAUAAGCUUUCUAAUAUAUUAGUAAUUAACUUUA
Daphnia magna is the source of this 2149-nucleotide messenger RNA. Its product is annotated as GTP-binding protein Di-Ras2. Gene Ontology annotation, biological process: signal transduction. The record is from RefSeq and is a predicted model, not a curated record. Gene Ontology annotation, cellular component: plasma membrane. The transcript is spliced from 4 exons. Lineage: Eukaryota; Metazoa; Arthropoda; Branchiopoda; Diplostraca; Daphniidae. The coding region runs from base 150 to 788 and encodes 212 amino acids. Gene Ontology annotation, molecular function: GTPase activity; GDP binding; GTP binding.